ACUGUCAUCUCACCUAUAAUCUUUGAGAUUUUUUUUUCGGAAGGUGUGAGUGAACCAUGCAACAACCAGAUGCGCUCUCGGUCCCGCAGGCGCGCGACGUUAACCUCGACUCUCGGAAAGAUAUAUGCGAUGCUAUUGAGCGAUGUCGGGAUGCUAUUCGCGUUUUCCAAGGCCAUUUGAACGCUUUGGUCCCAGUGUCCAAGCUGCCUCCGGAGAUACUGGCAGACAUCUUCUGGCAACUUGUCAAGGAUCAUUGGGUCUUCGACAGGUGGAUGAUACGAGGAUACAUGCUUUCUACAGGACCUGGCUAUGAUCGUCCUUACCGGUGGUUACGUGUCACUCAUGUGUGCCGACAUUGGCGGAAUAUCGCUCUCACUACUCCAAGCCUCUGGACUCGGAUUGCACUGUACAACCAUGAGUGUGCCCUUACCUUUCUGCAUCGGUCAAAAAAUGCACCUAUCACUCUGUGUAUACGAGCUUCAAUAUAUGAUGGGAAGGAAAAUAGGUGUCAGGUUACUUGGAUGUUCAAAGAUGCAUUUGAACAUGUACGUCGGUUCAAGGAGAUUAUGAUCGAAUGGUCCGAGGGAGUUGAAGAGAGCCUAAUAGAAGCCGGGCCUGUGAAAGGGCUACCUCUAGAAAGGAUCACACUGCACAAUGACUCGCGGGAUUCCUACACUGGGUUGCCAACGCUACCGCCAUUCCUAGGAGAAGAUCUUCCGUCUCUGCGAAUCCUCGAAGCAUACAACUACCCAUCCACAGUCAUUACACCCUUACUACGGCCCACUCUCACCUAUUUAUCCCUCAUUCAGAACCAAUGGAGAAAUGAGGGAUUACCAUGUUUCACUGUACUCGAGCUUGCGCUCACAUUGAGUAGCAUGCCUAUGCUCAAAUAUCUGAAGAUUAAUGGUGUCCUUUGUGAUGAUCAGGAACCAUCUACCAUGCCAAACCCCUCAGAUUCAAUGAUAAAUCUUCCCAACCUCCACACCCUCAUUGUUCUAAGCUCCUCCGUUGACAGCAUAAAUCUCCUCUUCCUGCGCCUGUAUCUUCCCCAAGAUGUCAUUCUUGUUCGCCUACAAUUAUCAGUUCCAUCGACACGAGAAAAACAAGAUAUGAUGUUCUCUUCUCUUUCUCGACUUAUUCAAAGAAGAAGUUCAAAGUGGCACUCCAAUCCAUGUUAUACUACGUCGCUCAACAUGGAUGAUCCGUUCGCCCGGGCCAUCACUGUCUCUUUAUGGGAUAGAAGACUUCCUCCUUACGCUUCAGAUUCAUUGCGCCCAUGCACAUUUGGCACCGGUUUCCCUGAACCGUGGUUCUCCAUGAAGUUAUCUGACACCGAGAACAUUGAGUACGACGAGCAGAAUGCAAUGGAAUACCUGCUGAGCCUCCUUCUGCCUUCGACCAUUAGGGUCUUGGAUAUGUCCCAUUGGCCUAUGAUCCCCGAAUCAAGAACAGUUAUGGAGAAUAGGCUUCCCUGCUCAACACAAGUGAAGCGGCUUCGUAUUCAAGGACAGACGUUUCCGUCAGUCGAUACCCUUUACCUUCAGUAUCCCGCACGAUUCGCCCUCGGUGCGAACCUGGGACUGAGCGAUGACUCUUCAGAAGAGUUUCUUUUCCCUAAAGUGAAGAAACUUGUAGUUCAAUCUGUUCGGUUCUUGGAGAACUCUGCCACGAAGACCGGAGAAAACCAAUCUAGCCAUCAUAUGCUGAUGCUAAGAUAUCGUGGCGCACGCACGGACUGGGGGUCUGACGAAAUGGCUUCUGGAGAAGCAUUCUACGCCGCCUUGCUCUCACGCAAACAUCGUGGUGUACCUCUUGAAGAAUUGGUACUCAGCAAUGUUCGUGGGUUUUCGGAAGACCUGCAAAGACAGCUGGAGAGUGUGGUGGGGAAGUUGUGGGUGGAACAAACACCUGAAGAACCUGCACCUUCGUGGGAGAGCAUGAGUGAUGAUUAAUGAAUCUAUUUGGACCUGUUCAUUUCUUUCAGUUCUCUCGACCGUCUCGCGUGCUUGUGGUGUCUAAGAGAAGUUAGAGAGGAAUACUGCAGAGGUAGCAGGUCAUGCCGUUUGUCGACACUACAUACUUCUAAAAAGUAAUCCAUGAUGCGUUCAC
Messenger RNA from Somion occarium, 2109 nucleotides. Lineage: Eukaryota; Fungi; Basidiomycota; Agaricomycetes; Polyporales; Cerrenaceae. The record is from the annotation of a GenBank genome assembly.